AUGGCAGGCAAUAAAGGAAAAGUCAAGGCAAACACGGAAGAAAAAGAAAAUGAUGAUAAAACUAAUAACCUCGAAGAUGCUGCAGAAUCAAAAGAUCAAGAAGAAAAGGCAACAGUUCAUCAUGACUUUGGCAAACGUUGGCAUAACUUCCGAAUGUUAGAUCCAUCUUCUGCUAUUCUUCGAGGAUCGUGGGCGAUGACUCAUCCACGGUUCAAGCCAAGGAGUCGUGGAAAUCAAGGAGCUCCGUGUUCUGUGGUGGCCAUUGUGUUUGGACAAUUGUUCGAGCCGAAGGACUGGACGAAAUACAUGGUCGACAGCGUCCUUGAGUUUGGUGACAAAUUGUUCCUGAUGAGCGCAACCAGGAACCGUGUUCUCCCGGGAGUGUACAUGACCGUGAAUCUUGUAUAUCCGGAGUUUUUCGUCGGCGAUUACAAGUGUACAAUUUGUACGGAGGGCAGCAGCGUAUACGGUAACCUCUUCAGCGAAAGCGUGGGCUGCCCGGACUUCACCGACGGCCUGCAGCGAUUCUUCAAGACUAACGACGCCGGCGUGGUAACGACGCAAGGUAUUUCGGUGGCAAUGUGGCGUAAUCGAGGCUCCGGAUUCCUCCAGUUCGAUCCUUCAGAGCGAGGAGAAGACGGGAGGAAGCUGAGAUCGGGUACCGCAUGCCUGAUGUACUUCAAGUGUAUGAACGACAUGCGUGAACUUUUCCUGAGCAACACGGAGAAGAAGUUUGACUCCCGUUACUGCAUCGCCAAGAUAACCAUCCUUCGAGUUACGCCCAUCCAGAGAUGUGGCUUCGAUUCGUUGGGUAGCGGUGAAUGCAUCGCACAGAUCUCGGGUAUGGUACCCAACAAAAAAGUGCUGAAAGCGAUCAACCCCCUCGAGGUAGAAGACGGGAAACCAGGCUGUGCGACGGGCGGUCCUCAGAACUCUAAGCCAGCGGUAUCUGCAGAUAUGAAAGUGCAAAAGGAGCCGCUCUCGAUUACGAUAUCAAACUACAGCAUAGGAGAGAAAUUCGCAGCCGAGCCUCUCUUUGACCGUAAUAACUUCGACACCGGUUACGAGUACUACGAUAUGCACGUCAACGUGCCGUCAACGUUUAAGGAGCUGCCAGGGGAUAUGGCCAUACUGCACGGCUGGACACAUGAAGGGUUCGACAUCUACAAAGGCAAGGGGGCCCAGAACGUCACGAAUUGCGUCAUGGCGAUCGGAAUGAAGAAGGUACACGCGGUCAGGUCGUGGCUGAGGCCAAGACUAGACGAGAUUCUUGCCCUGGGCGACAGUGUUUACGCUGAAGUAAAGGUGGAGAAACCGAGCAUAAAGUCAAUGACUGCGAGUGACAUGAACGAUACGAAGUUCAAGAUCGAGAACAAGAGGCUGAUCGUUGAUGUGGACCUUGUGACCGUGGUCGGAACGAUCAGCUCGAAGAUUCCCUCAGUUUUGAACCUCAGACAGGCCUUGGAAGAAUUUUUCCUCGUAAAUACAGAAGGCGUGUUGGAGUGCACGUCAAUGGCUGUCGCAGUGUGGACUCAGGAGGAUUACUACUACACAUUUGACCCUCGACAAUGCGGGCCACUAGGGGUACGCAUUGCGGAGGAGAAGGGAAAGGGCGGAAAGGGAGGUAAGGGUAAGGCUGCGGUAGGUUCGAGCGAAAAAAAGAUAAUUGGAAAGUGCUGUGUGAUACGAUUUCCGAAUCUUGACUCCCUGGUCGGUCUGUUUCUGAAGAACAUUGACCCAGCUAAAAAGAACGAUCGGUUUACGUUGCGGCACGUAAUCGUGGUUGAGGAUCUGCCCGGUCUGCGUGCGUGGAACGACUUUGCACCUGGGGGACUCGGAAAGUGGGUGCUGCAGGGAUCAAUCACCAACGAAGACGAGUCCCUGGAGGAGGAGAGCGCUGGUCGACAAGGCCUGGCGAUUCCAGUUGUCGCGUUAGUCAACGCUAAGGAAACGCCGCCUGCAAAGUGGACAAUGGACACGGUUGACGAAGCGAUACGCGAUGGCGAUGCCUACUAUAACUGGUGCCAGGAGCUCAUACAGUCCGACGACGAGGACAGGAAGUUCCUCGUCACCGAUCUCCGGAAGGAUUUUUACAUGAAAAACAGGAAGAUCAAGGUGGAGUACGAGGACUGUACAAUCGUUGGCAAUCUAAAGGCUCCAGAGAAUGGCGACCAGCUGAAUCUCAUGCGAGGAAUAACGCAAUUCUUCAAUACCCAACAAUACGGCGUAGUUCAGGUGAAGGACCUGAAUGUCGCUGUAUGGAAGUACGAAGAAGAGCUGAAAGAUAAAUCCAAGGAAACUUCGUACUACUACUUUGAUUCGAACGCUAGGGGUAAGAUGGGCCAGCGAAAUUUCGAGGGUGAAGAAAGUGAGCCUGCAUCUUGCGUGAUACGCACCCUAGAAUUACCUCUGCUGGCCAAGUAUGUCGAGGAAAAUAUUAACCCAGACGCUGAAGGAGUCACCGACGAGUUCAUGAUACACGGCAUAAAAGUUGUUUCGAUAGGGCAACCUAUGACCGAAGACGAGAUGGAGAAGGAUAAGCAAACUCCAAUGAAGCCGGAUCUAAAUCAGUACACGGCUGUGGGUGACACGGGUGCUUGUCUGAACGGAAGCAUUAACCAGGGUAACGAAGUAAUGUUUAAGCACCAGACGCGUAACAAACAACAAGCAGGAACGGCUCUGGUCACGCUGGCGAUGACAAAAUUGUACAACCCGCAUCUGUGGUACAGAGAAGUAGUGGACGAGGUACUUAAGAUUGGUAACAAGUUGACCUUCGAAAGUCUGGAGAACUUUCCAGAGCCCGAAGAGGAGGAGGAAACACCUCGACACUACCUCCACACGAACGAGGUGAACGACGAGUUCUACAUUGGUGUUAAUCACAUAAGCAUAGGCUUGGACGAGGAAACUGUGACGGGGAAACCAUCUGAAUUAGCCAAGUCCUUGGAGGAAUUUUUCGAGGAACAGACGCACGGUGUUUUUAAUUGCGGUACGGUGAUAAUGCCCGUUUGGAAGGAGGGGAAUGUCUUCUUCACGAUGGAUCCAAAGGGGAGGGACAAUCGCGGCGAGCCUAAGGAGAAGGAUGGUACGGCCGCUGUAAUGUGGUUCAUGAACAUCGCAGCCCUGGCCAGUAGCAUACAAUCGUCGAUAGAAAAAUCCGACGAAGACUUCACGAUUGACAGCGUCACCGUCGAUAACGAGUACGAGACUCGAGUGGCGGAGGGAGACCGUCUGCAGAGGACAACUUCGACCGAAGAACUAUGGCACAACUUUCCAAAGUUGUCGGAAGGUGUUUGGGGCUUCUCGGGUACGGUGACGAUGAGCGAUGAGAAAUUCAAAGAAGAAAAUCGGGACAAUCAGUCAGCUGCUGUCGCCGUGAUGGCCGUGGUAUUCUCUAAGGUCUAUCAACCCCGAUUUUGGAAGCCCCAGGUUCUCGACGAGGUGAUUAUCACCGGGGACAAGCUGCAUUCAAAGUGCACGGAGAGGCUGGGCCGGGACGGAAGUCAGAAGGUGAACGAAGUAAUCACAGAAUUCUUCCUAUCGAAUCGACGGAUUGACAUCACUGUCAAGGACUGCGUUCAGGCCGGCGAUCUUGCCGGGAAACCACCAAAAAUGCAAAACCUCCAGGCUGGAAUCGACAAAUUCUUCGACGGAAAUGAUUCCGGGGUGAUUUCAUCCCGUGGGACCAAUAUAGCGGUAUGGAAGUUCAAGGACUUUUACUACUCUGUAAUUCCAAAUUCUUCAGAUGGCGGAGAUAUUUCCGGUGUGCCGCGAGUCCUCCGAUUUUCUAACACCCGACUGCUGGUGGAGAACUUGCUAUCAAGCCUGGGCAGCGAGGGAGACUACGAAAUAAGCGGGGUCGAUAUCGUCGACUGGAACAGACUUCCACCCUGGAAAUUUGACCCCAGUCUCGGCGUUCGUCCCGCGAAUUUACCACCGUUGAAUGCCUACCAACGGAUGACCGGCGCACGUGCCAUAUUACGCGGUACGACGCACCAGGGUUCCGAAAUAUUCCCAGUCGCCAUACGGAACAGACAGACCGCCGCGAACUGCGUCGUGGCCCUGGGCCUAUCGGUGAUAAAGAGCCCGAUAACGUGGACGAAGAAAUCACUCGACGAAAUUCUGGUGGUGGGCAGCAACGUGCACAAGGAAACUACGAAGGCUAGACCAACGCGGACGAAGAUCAAGCCGGAAGAUGUGAUCAGGGUCUUUUACGUCGGUGUGAACAUCCUCACGGCUGACGUAGAGGGCGGUACGCUGACCGGGCAGGUUGCACCAGAGCCGCCAAAGCCCGAGGAGAAGGGUAAGGGCAAGGGCAAUAAGACAGCAAAACCGAAGAAAGACAAGGGCGGAAAGCAAGGCAAGAAAGGAGUUACGAAACGGGAACCACCGCCUCCACCACCGACAGUAAUGCUCGAAGAAGGGCUACCGAAGUUCUUCGAAAAGAAUCGUGCCGGUGUGCUGAUGGCCGGAAGAUACAUGGUCGCGAUCUGGAUAGAUCUGGGGGUGUACUUCAUCUAUGAUCCGAGAUCGAGAGACGAGCAUGGACUGCAGGCAGAUCCCGGAACUGCCUGCGUAAUGUGGUUCGCCUGCAUCGAGCCCCUCUACGACGUUAUAAUCGCAAAUCUCGACGAGAAGGAGAAGUACGGGGAGUACUCGAUCGCCAGGGUGAUCAUCAAGACGACCCUAAUCAAGCCGUUGCCGUGCCCGACUGGUUUCCGUCCAGUUCAAGAUUGCACCGCUCCGCCGAUCCCCGUUUCCCCACUAAAGAAUCUGACGACCCUGGACGUGGAGACUCUUUCGGAAUACCUUUACGUCGACGAGGAACUGAGUGUUCUCAGGGGGAUUGGUCAUCUCAACGACCGCAGCUUCGCAGUGACGACUCGAGGACUUCAGAGCACCGCGGUCGCCGCGGUCGCGAUUGUCGUCGGAUUGCUUCACGUACCCUCGACUUGGACACCGGAUUUGCUCGGCGCAAUAAUGGUGUACGGGGAUCAGCUUCACGCCGACAGUGUCCGCGUCUUCAGACCCGGCGCUCGCGUACUCUCGCCGAGUGAACUGCUCACUGUGUUCAUCGUCGGUGAUUUUCGAGCCAACAUAAACAUCCACCAUCACACAGUGGCCGGCCUGCUCUAUGUCUACGACCUUAUCGAGGGACUGACCCUCUUUUUUAGGAACAAUUGUUCCGGCAUACUGCAUCUCCCGAAUGUGGCUGUCGCCGUGAUGCAACACUAUGGAAAGUUCUACCUCGUCGAGCCGUUCUCCAGGGACGAAGCCGGCAGAGCAACCCCGGAUGGGCAAUCGUGUGUUAUUAAGUGCGAAACAAUAUCGAGGAUGGCUAAAAUAUUUGUAUCCAAUUGCAACUACAAAAAACCCACUGUUUACACUAUCAAUGCUGUUAAUGUACUCAGCCUGCACUUUUUCUCAGACGCCAAAAACGAAUGUCCGCCACCAUGUGUUAAAUAA
Molecule: messenger RNA, 5463 nt
Organism: Neodiprion virginianus
Lineage: Eukaryota; Metazoa; Arthropoda; Insecta; Hymenoptera; Diprionidae
Exons: 2
Coding region: 1-5463 (1820 amino acids)
Source: RefSeq, a predicted model, not a curated record